Ostrea edulis (European flat oyster) is the source of this 3495-nucleotide messenger RNA. RefSeq lists its product as uncharacterized. The coding region runs from base 71 to 2104 and encodes 677 amino acids. The transcript has 9 exons. The record is from RefSeq and is a predicted model, not a curated record. NCBI's taxonomy places the organism in Eukaryota, Metazoa, Mollusca, Bivalvia, Ostreida, Ostreidae.
GGCAACUAAUCUAAAUAUAACAUGGGAAUUUCCAUUUUCAGUUUCUGAACGCGACGACGAUUGGGAGAGGAUGGAUACAUCUGACCUUGAAAAAGAUGCUGCACCAGUAGAUAACAGGUCAACUAACGGGAGUGGAUCAAGACCCCGUGGUAAACCACUGACCAGAAACAGAAUCAGCAAUAGUGAACUGCUGAGAAGUGAUCCACAGUACCCCAGGAAUGCUGCACAUGACCCACUGGAGCCUAUGGAUCUAGUUCACAUUGUCUUCGUGAGUGCAAAGGAGGAUUACGAACAAUUUCAGAAGUUCCUGCAGUGGUUUGAACAAAUUAAAUAUACCAUUGAGAAUGGACGUACAAUAAAAAUUGAGACACAUGAUAGUGAGGAGUUUCCACCAGCACAUGAUGAUAACAUCCAUGAUAUCUGUGAAAGAGCCAUGUUUAUUCUGCCUUUCCUUUCCAAGCAUUACUGUUCUGAUCAAAAGCUUCGAUUCUUCACAAGUGAGGGUAUAGGCAAAACAAGGCUGGAUCCAGUUCCAACAAUUGGAAAAUGCUCCAAGGUAAUGCAAAAGCAGAAAAAAUAUUGUAUAAGGCCUAUUCAAACAGCAGACCCAAAGAGUGGAGAAUACCGAGUCCCAACAGGGCUUACUACGAUUCGAGGGAUAGAUUAUUAUUCCAAAGAUCAACAUCCAGGUUAUGUCAAGAAGCAAGUCACUGGAAUAAUAGAAGAAGCUUUAAGAAAGUUUCAGGAGAGAGACGGAGUCAUGAUUGGAGCACUUACUGGAGCAGAUGACAUCCUGGAGGAUUUAACUCGUAAAUUUGAGCGCAUGAACGGACCUCCACCAACAUUUGAUGCCAACAAUUGUCACAACCUUGCUGACGUCAGGCCAAAUUCUGAGGGUUUGCAAAAUAAGGAUUCUGUCCAACAAGUGGAGGAAAUAACGGUUGGUGAAAGUUUGUCUGGAAUGGAUGAAAAAGCCAAUAUGCAAAGAACAGACGGUGGUGGAAUUUUGACUACCGGUACAACAGAGGGAUGUGGUGUGGAGGAAACUCAUCAGAAUAUGGACACUGAUUUUGUACAGAUGAAUGAAGGACAUUCAACAGGCACUCAAAGGAACACAACUUGUGAAGGUGAAGUUUUGGCUCAACCUAGUGAAGGAGCUACAGCAUUAGAUGAAGAUAGAGAACAUGACAUUACUGAAAAUGAUAUGUCAUUGGAAGUUGAUCAUGGGUCAUUAAACGGUAGUGCAACCAACAUAGGAAAAUAUGAAAGAAAUCAGGAUCACCAGGAAAUGAAAACUGUGUCUCCUACUCCCAUCAAAAGUAACUCUGAUUCAGGGGCCCCAAAGAAUCCAGAUGAUUUAGUCAUAACAAACUAUGCAUCUUACUCAGGACCAGCUGUGCCAAAUGUUGCCAAGGCCGCUGCUGCUGAAGGUCACUCUGCAGAGAAGUCACGAGUUAAACAAAAAAAGUCCAAUGACACUGUCAUUGUCAUACACAACUGUAAUGUGGUACAAAUCGGUGAAAACUCGGCCAUUCGUGCAACAAAAAUCAAAGGAAAUAGAAAAGCAGAUCUGGAAGAGAAUCCCAGGAGAGAGAGCAAUUGGAAUGAUCUCAGUACUUCAAAUUCGACCAAUUUAAAAGAAGAGGAGAUCCGGAAUACGAGAACUGAGAGCUCGGAUAGUGACAAUGAAGAUCCAAUCCAGGACAACAUUCCCAGUGACUAUAGUAGACCAAGCCCAUGUGCCAACCCAGUCCAGCCAAUACCAGUUUCAGGCUUUAGAAAUCCAGAAGAUUAUUCUACAAGUUUGAGUAGUGGUCUAGGGGAGUCUAAUCAUGAUGUGGAUUCCUACUUAGACAACCAGCUGAAUGACUUCUCACUUGAAUCUCUUACUCCAUACAGUGAAAGUACAUGCACUGGGGACCAGGGCAUUGAGGAACAGAGACGUCUCUCCAGCUCUCAUGAACCUGUAUUCAGACUCUGCAAGAACACCCUGAAGAGGCACAGCAGUGUCGACAGCGGAUACCACUCUCAUUUCAGCCAUGUUUACAAGAAUUCUCAGAUCCCCACUGGAGUUGGUGUAAACACUGAUGAUGAUAUUGAUUGAUUUAUGGGCAAUAGAGACACUUAAGAAUAUCUAUGUGAUUGUGUACGGUUAUAACAAAGGAAGGUCAGCAUUGGAAUCCAGUUCUAAACAGAAAUAUUCAAUAGUGCAUUUCUGCCUUCUCCCUUGCCAACUAUCAAGUAUUAAAAGUCCAUGAUUAGUUGAAGAUUCUUAAAUAAGGGGACACAAGAUGACUGGCAUUGGGGAUGUCUGACCUUGUUUAAUGCAACAAAAAUUAAACCAUGCAAUUUCACCAUGUUGACUGUGACAACUUCAUAGAAUUAAAAAGAAAAAACAAUAACUCUCACAACAAGUCUCUGAAAUUAGGGGAGUGCCAGAAAAUAAAUUAAUGGGAAAACAAAACCGGUGAAAAACAAAGCAGAAAUCAGGACAGACAUGCACAUAUUUCAAUAGCAGAUCAAUCUUAAAACAUGUACUUCUAAUUACAUUGUUGAAUUGAGUUCAAUUAUGGAUAUCUCAAAGAAAAGGCUUUUCACUGAAAGACUAGCUGUUCUGUUUGGUUAAAAUGUGAUAGGUGAUAACUGGGGGCAAUUUAAGAGUUUAUAUUCACUUUGUAAACCAAAUACAUAGAAAAAUAGCAGUGCAGGACAUAGUAAUGAAGAGUUUUGUUGAUAAGCCUUUGAAGAGGAGGGGGCAUUUAUAAUUUUAGAUUCACAUAUCACUUGUUUCUCUCCCCUCUACAUCUAGCAGUUGCUAACACACAUCGUGGAGUACAUGUGUACCAGCAGAUCAGCAAUUGCAGUUCAUGCAUAACUCCAUGAUCACUGAGAAAUGUCAUGAUGAACAUCAGUGAUGCUCCAUUUUGUUCUUAGUUAGCAUGAGUAGAAGUGACCUUAAAGCAACAUAUAGGGCAUUGAAACGGGGCAUAUACAUUAUUUGAAAAUAAUAUUUUACAGUUGUGCUACCCUAUUAUGGAAUAUGACUUGUAGAUCAUACAAGAGAAAACAAUAUACAUUAUAUACCAAAAGAAGUUCUACAUAGUAAAUCUUCUGUCAACAGGUGCUAAUAUUUUUAUGCAAAAUGAAUAAAAACUGUUAGAAUUUUUGCUGUGGAUCUUUAUUUCUACAACUUUAAAUGUGAUGUGUAUGUUAAUUGUACUGUUAAGAAUGCAAUGACUUUGAAUGUGAUAUUUAUGUUGAACUGUUAAGAAUUUCAAUGAUUUAUCUCUCAAUGAUUGGUUCUGUUUGUAGAAAUUCAAAGAACAAUGAACAUGUUGGAAAAGAUUAUAACACUGUCCAUUAUAAGGACUGCAUGCAAUGCAAACACAUUGGAGAUUUUUGUUUAGUGCAUGCAAAAAACAUAUAUAUUUAUUCAAAGUUCAAUAAAAAGUGCUUUUAUUAUUGAUGCAAUAUAAAAUACAAAUCUUGCUUGUA